CUGCGCUUUGUUUUCAAACUAUUGCCAGGGUACACGUCUGUUGUUACGAUCAAACACAAAUAACAUGUAGUGCGACACAAAGUUCAAAUGUGGUGAUGUACGGGUUAAGAAAAGUAAAGAUCACUUUGCGAAGCAACAACGCAAAAUUAUACGGAAACAAAACGUUUUAAACAUCACUGCAAAACUAUAAUACAAAAACACGCAUCUAUUUUUGUAAUGCUUACAACAGGCGUAAUAAUUCGAUUUAGUGUUGGCUAGAGCUGCUGUAACGUGUAAGCAGACAACAGACAGGAGAGAUGGCUGCGAUAAAGAACAUCGCGCUGGGAAUUGCAUAUGGCCUGUGGGACAGCAUACGAGGCAUGACGCUGGUGCUCCACAUAGACAAUGAAGUGGCCCGCCAGAAUGCAGAGAUUGAGACAAUGCGACAAUUGCGUCGAAUGGAAAGAGAAAACUACAGGGAGUCUGAACGGUCGCCCUCUCCAGUGCCCAGCUCGGCGGCAGCAAUGAUACGUGAUGAGUAUGCGAAGCGUGCAGAGGCAAACUCCGAUGAGCGCACGCUGGAGAAGAUCAUGAAGAAGAAGCCUGCAGAGAAGCCACAACCACAGGCGGAGAAGAAAAUAGCCAAGAAACUUUUCAAAUGCUGUCUACUAAAUGGCGGCUUCACUUGGCUGAGCAUUGUGCUCUUCGAGUCUGUGCUCCUGCCCACACUGAAGUUCUGUUUGACGAUAUUUUAUGGCACACAAUCAGAUACUCUGCCAUUUGUAUGGAGUUGGCUGCACCCGAUAUUGUCGCUGCUUUUUGGCAUGAUGUGGGUGCUGCCCAUCUUCAUGUUAUCCAAAAUUGUCAGCUCUUUGUGGUUUGCGGACAUUGCCAAUGCCGCGUAUCGUGUGCGCAAGGGAAGGCCUCAGUUGAUACCGAGUAUAAGCAAACUGGUUGCGGAUUUCCUCUUCAGCAUGGUAGUGCAAAUGCUCUUUUUGGUCCAGAGUAUGCUGGUUAAUCUGGUGCCCGUGAAAUAUGUUGGAUCCUCGCUUUGCUUUGUGCAUUUGUGCCUGCUUUAUUCACUGUACUCCUUUGAAUACAAGUGGUUCAACAUGGGCUGGGAGCUGCAUCGACGUCUUACCUACAUCGAAAAGAAUUGGCCAUAUUUCUUUGGAUUUGGCAUACCGCUAACAGUGCUUACAAACAUGUCCAGCUCUGUGAUUGUCAGCAGCUGCAUAUUUUCCAUAUUCUUUCCGCUUUUCAUACUCAGCGGCAAUGAGGCGAAACCAAUUGUAGACACCACUGAAUUGUCGCUGAGACUCUUCUCGCCCGUCGUUUUCAUAUCAAACAUGUGCUUCGGUGGCAAUCCCUGGAGCAAGGCCAAUCGUCUCUUGGCUCAGCAACGUAAACAGUUGGAGCAACAACAUCGUCAGCGUCUCCUGCAGCGCGAAGAAGCGUUGCUCAAGCAGAAGAAGCAGCAGUACAUGUUGCAACAGCAGCGGGAACACGAUUUGCACACACGACGCGAUCAUUCGCGUUCCCAGACACCACAGAAUACUGCGCAGCUUGGCCAGCGGCAGUAUCGUUAUGCCCAACCGCCGGCGUUUGAUGCGUCACGAGUUCGGGAUUCCUCGGCGUCAUCUACGCACAGCUCCAAUGCGGCCACGCCCACCAGUUUCAGGCCGCCGCCCUACUUUGGAGGUGCUACAAUGCGCAACAAUGCCCCGUUGGUGCCCACGCCGUUGCCUGGAGCGCCGCGUGCUCCAAUUGUGGUGCGUGAGGAGACUGGACCCGACGACUGGAAUUUGUGAGAUUUUAAUGCAUAUGCAGACAGACUUACCACAUAUAAAAGUACCAAUAAUAAUGAUAGCAUAGGCUCUAUUAUGUAUAUAUAUAUAUCUCUUUAUGUACUGCAACGAACUGUGUAUGUUAAAAAUUAUUUUAAGUCUACGCAUAAUAAUUAUAAUGACAAUGACCAGCGAGCUUGGUCGGCUACCGACCAGCGCUAUCCACAACUAGUAGCUAUACUUAAAUAAGAUAAUGUGUAUUUCAACGCCCAAUUAAUGCAUAAUUGAUAGCGUUUUAUUUAGAGAUUUUUGCAUCACCUCUACGACAAUUAUUGCCCUAACGGGCGGGUGUACAAAGUGUAAUAAACGUUUUUUUUUGUAUUUUCGUCAA
Molecule: messenger RNA, 2157 nt
Organism: Drosophila innubila
Lineage: Eukaryota; Metazoa; Arthropoda; Insecta; Diptera; Drosophilidae
Gene: tank
Product: etoposide-induced protein 2.4 homolog
Exons: 5
Coding region: 297-1790 (497 amino acids)
Biological process (GO): macroautophagy
Cellular component (GO): endoplasmic reticulum
Source: RefSeq, a predicted model, not a curated record